GAGUACGGCGCAUCACGGCGGGCAGAAAAAGCGAAACUCUAUCUGAAAGAACCUGCCAUCGCAUCGCCCGAAGGGAUCCUGGCUCGGGGACGGCCAACUUGCUACCGAGCACGUGGGUCACGCAGGGCCCGUGAUGCCAGCGACGUCGUGGUCAAAUUCGCCUGGCGGCUGGCUACCGCACGCCCUGAGGAAACGCUCCUCAAAAUUGCCACGGAUCGGUGCGUAUGGGGAGUAAGCCAUCUUUUGGGGGUGCGGGAGUUGGAACGCACCGCCAGCAUGCACGAGGGUUUGCGCAUCGGACCCCCGAGGUCGUUGGCCUUUCAAACCCUGGCUGCGGACGGGGGAGGCUUCAACACCCACAGCGUCGGGAUGGAUAUUAAUGAUGAAGGCCAUGCCCCGCUAAAUGACUGGGUCUUGGACUGCGUGGUCGUCUCUCCAUACGGCCGCCCUCUGCAGCAAUUCGGAACGGCGAUGGAGCUCCUCUUAGCCCUGCGCGAUGUCGUCAAGGCGCACCACUCGCUGUACUUUGACGGCAAGAUCCUGCACCGGGACAUCUCCAUGGACAACAUCAUCAUUCCGGAUGGAGAUGGCGAGAACACGCCCAAGGGGAUGCUGAUCAAUCUCAAUGUCGCCCUGGACCUUGAAUCCGAAGCCGUCGACCCAAACCGUCAGGUCGGCACCCAGCCGUUCAUGGCCAUUGGCCUUCUCGAAGGCAAGCCUCACACAUACCGCCAUGACCUAGAGUCUUUGUUCUAUGUCCUUCUUUGGGCCGUCAUCUGUCGUGGCUCGGAUAUUCCGCCGCAGGAUAGUCGUCUACGGGAGUGGAUCCGGCCCGGGGCAGGCUUCGGCGAGCUGGCGCGUAUCAAGGAAGCCGACUUGAGCGACCGCGAGUUUGCGCUCGUCACGGCCGAGAUGCCGUCUGGGGGAUUUGAGGCGGUCAAGACCCUCGCCGAUGAACUGCGUCGCAUCCUCUUCCGCCCUAGCGACGGCGGGAUCUCCACUAGGAUGGAUACAGAGACGCCCGACACACUGUAUGGGGACAUGGCAUGUGCGUUUGAUGAUGCUAUCACGGCUUUGGAUAUGUCUUGAACGCGCGACGACAGUUCUGAAUGUUGUAACAUCCAUUGGGAACUUUAGGGUAACAUGCGUGUCGAGCCACCAUUUCCAUGCGCUUUUGAACUGGCGUCUGUGAGAGCCUUAUCGGCUGCCUUGGGCGGCCGCGCCACAGCUCGGCAUUCCGGGCCAAGACCUGC
Lasiosphaeria miniovina is the source of this 1253-nucleotide messenger RNA. RefSeq lists its product as uncharacterized. The record is from RefSeq and is a predicted model, not a curated record. NCBI's taxonomy places the organism in Eukaryota, Fungi, Ascomycota, Sordariomycetes, Sordariales, Lasiosphaeriaceae. The transcript is spliced from 2 exons. The coding region runs from base 277 to 1089 and encodes 270 amino acids. Gene Ontology annotation, biological process: protein phosphorylation. Gene Ontology annotation, molecular function: ATP binding; protein kinase activity.